UUGAUAUCCCUGGAAAUUGUUCGAUUGACAGCCACUCAUUCAUGUAGGUAGAUAUCCUUUGAACGAGGUCAAUCGACAGCCACUGGAUCCUCUUAGACUGCUUCCCGUAUAAUAAUCUGUUUGAGGAUCUGUUUGAAUGCUCAGACAUGCGUGGAAUGCGUCGUUCUGCAGGAAAUGCAGUGGACAGGUUAGAAAAGUCUGAGGGAGCGAUAUCAAAUUACCCUCAUCUUGCUUCUGCUUUCUCUCAGCGCUCUACUGUGCGUUUGGGACCUAUUGUGCAGGGUAAUACAAAAGGUGCGGCUAGGUGUUCAUAUGAUCAAGGUGUCAUUCCUAGGAAUUCAGACUUGCAGAGGCCGACAAAUGUUCUGCGCGACUUUUGACUGUUCUAAUUCCACUUUGAGAUUCCAGUUGUUUAGUCUUCACUUACACACACGCGCGCGCACACCAUCAUGAUGAAACAUCCAGAAGGUAUAUGGUUCACGCCCAACUAUCGGUGUAAGUCUGUGAAUUAUUACACCGGGUUUGAAUUGCUUGUGCAUACACAAUGUGUCAAUGUCAAAGUGCCACAAUUACAAAGCAACACUUGGAGAAUUGGGGUUCAAGAUGUCAAAUAAUGUCAUACUAAAAUAAUCAGCCAUAAAUCAUGGUGCUUGAGCUGGAACUAUUACCAUUCCCUGGAACCGUUCAAACUAAGUCGUAGAUUUGUCUUGUCUUGUUCACUCACCCUGAGUGAGAAAUGACACUCCCCUUGACAUAUUCCCGUCAGUGAAAGCUUUCACCGUUGCUCAUUCUUCCUGGACCGCACAGAGAAAGUUUCAGCUGUUCUUCUCUUAUUUGUCAAAAAGCUUCCCAUCGCUCUGAUGUCUUUGUCAGCGCUGUGUGCGUAAUGUGCAUGUUUAUUUUUGCAGUUUCGACGUAGGCCCACAGACGGCCACUGAGCUGUGCAACGUGCUGGAUGCUGGCCAACCUAUGAGCCUGUAUUUGUGUUGGCGCUGGUUCCUGUGUGUUGCUCGCUGGGCCCUUGUGGUUCAGAGGGAUCAGGCGGAAAUGGCUUUCAACAUGGUUUAUCAAUAGGAAGUUUAAAGGGGAAGUGGGUGCCCUUUAUACAUGACAUGUCUUCACAACGGACCACUCGAUACUGGGAGCAUAAAUCAUCAUUAUCCUAUUUGAUAGGUAUACAAUCCAAACCAAAACCAUGAACAAAGUACCUUUGUUCAUUGCUCCACAGCGAUUUCAUGAAUAAAUGUCAUAAGCUCAUUCUUGCCGGCGACACGGCAUGCUUCGUAUUCGUAAGGGUGGGGUGAUUCAUUCCAUCGGUUUCCACCUCCAUCUGUACCACCUCUUCACAACCUUUGUACGCAGAUGAGCCUCUACGACAGCAGUGACCGCUACUCCGAGUCUCCGGCCGACGACCAGUCGGAGGGAGAGGAGGUGGAGAGAGACGAUGAAGAGGAGGAGGAGGAGGAGGAGGAGGGAGUGGAGGCGCCAAGGUCGAGCCUCCCGCCCGUCAUCGCCAACUUCUCCUCCUCUCUGCUGGCGGUGGUGCGCAUCCGACAGAAGUACCUGGCCAUGAAGAAGCGGCGGCUGGAGAUGUCCCAGGUGUUCGGCGGCGCCAAGCUCAUGGCAGGGGCGCCGUCUCGCACCAGCCCCAAGAUCUUCACCUUCGACGGGGAGCCCGGUUCCGUGCCGCCCCUGGCGCCCGAGCGCAGGAAGAGGAGGAGGAAGCACCGCGGGGUGCAGUACCCCACGGGACGGGGCCGUCGGGCCCCGCCCAAACCGGCUCAGAGCCGCGCCAAGUACUGCCUCUACCUGCUGUGUGCCAUCGUCUUCCUGCAGGUGUACAACGCCAUCGAGAACCUGGACGACCACGUGCUCCGCUACGACCUGGACGGCCUGGAGAAGACCCUGCGGCGGGAGGUGUUCGGCCAGCGGGCGGCGGUGGAGGGGCUGCUGGGCCUGCUCCACGACUACCUCUCCACCUACGUCCACGGCAGGCCCCUGGUGCUCUCCGUCCACGGCCCCUCCGGCGUGGGCAAGAGCCACCUGGGGCGGCUGCUGGCGGGCCACUUCCGCGCGGUGGUCGGCGAGCCCCUGGUGCUGCAGUACUACGUCCUGCACCGCUGCCCCCUGGAGGCGGACGCCUGGCACUGCGCCCGGGCGCUCUCCGUGGCGGUGGCGGAGAUGGUGGAGCGCGCCGAGGAGGAGGAGAAGAUCCCCCUGUUUGUGUUCGACGAGGCGGAGCACAUGCACGCCGAGAUCCUGGACGCGCUGAGGGACCUGGUGGCGACCAAGCGCUCCAACGAGUACCUCAACGCCGUCUACCUGUUCCUGAGCGGCCUGGGCGGCGAGCUCAUCACCCACCACCUGCUGCACAACUCGUCCAGCGCGGCGGGCGGCGGCGGCGGCAUGAUGGCCAUGACCAUGGAGGGCGCGUGCGGCGGUCGCCACGGCAACCUGGCGAAGGAGCUGGGCCCCGUGCUCCGCGACACGCUGGAGAAGAGGCACCCGCUGUGGGAGGCGGCGGAGAUAUUACCCAUGGGCCUCCUGGAGAAGAGCCACGUGACGGAAUGCUUCCUGGACGAGAUGGCCGGCGAGGGGUUCUACCCGGACCGGGAGAACAUCGAGAGGCUGGCGGGGGAGGUGGAGUACUACCCGGCCGUGGGGGAGCGCCAGUACGCCCGGACAGGAUGCAAGCAGGUGGUGGCCAAGGUCAACCUGCUGUGACCCCCCCCCCAGCAGGGGCCUGGCCUGGUCCCCCCCCUCCUCCAACUCCAUAAUCAAGAAACCAGGGUGGCCAAGCGCAUUGCCGCCCUAACUGAAUCCCUUAGAACUUUGACUUAAAGCGGUCUAUCACAAUCCAACAGAACAUGUGGUGUAACUACAGAAUUUGUAUUGAACCUAAUGGUAUCUGGUGCCGCGUUAUUGUGGGCAUAAGGAAACGGACGCGCCACAUCCUCCUACCAGGAAACCAAAGGAACAGAUCCAUCCCGGCCAUUUUGUCACUAGACUGUGGACUCUGCAUGUGGACGCAAAUACUUGAGUGAGUAUGAACAGAGUUCAUGUAGUAAGAAUGCCAUGGUUCUGUGGGAUAAGGUGGGAGUAGAUCAACGAUCUCUUGAUCUGUGAUCGGCGUUGGCAGCGCCGCCUGACCGACUGAACAGACCGUCUCACUGAGGAGAAUAUUAAAAUCGUUUUCUGCCUUUUAAGCCGACCACUUAAGUUGGAUGUGUCCUUUAUCUGAUUGCUCUAAGUCGAUACGUUUAGAAUUAUUUCAUAAUUUGCGCAAUGAGCCGCAGACAGACAACAAUACCAGAUAUAUUGAGACAAUGUUUUUUAUUUUUAUUCUUAUUAGAAUUCCCUUAACAUUGGAAAAUUACGUACCGUUUCCAAACCACAAAGAAAUGACAAAACCAGCAUAUGACAACACAAUAUGAUGUGGGAUUUGUGGUUCUCCCCUAGCAGAAGAAAGGAUAGUCGUGUGGAACAGACAAGCCUGUUGCAUCAUUUUAAUCACAGUGUGAUUUAAAGAAUGGUUUCGCAUUGUUUGGUCUGAAAUGCAUUGUUUGGUCUGAAAUGCCGUAAACAUUCCAACAGAGCAAUGAUGAGUUUGGUUUCUCGAGAAAGUGAAACAAAAUAAAAAGCAGACUUUCCUGUGACAAUUCUUUUGUGACUUGACUAGCCAACCAAAAUAAAGAUGAAACCAACAUUGUAGGAAUGCCAACUAACUAAAUAACCUAUCCGAAGAUCCUGCCAUCUUGGUUUCAUCUGUCACUCGGAUAAGAAAGAACAAAAGAAAGACACUCCGAGGAAGUGUUUCGGUUUCUGAAACUCAAAA
Messenger RNA from Gadus macrocephalus (Pacific cod), 3835 nucleotides. It is a transcript of the gene tor4aa, whose product is annotated as torsin family 4, member Aa. The record is from RefSeq and is a predicted model, not a curated record. Bases 1363 to 2724 code for a protein of 453 amino acids. Lineage: Eukaryota; Metazoa; Chordata; Actinopteri; Gadiformes; Gadidae. Gene Ontology annotation, cellular component: endoplasmic reticulum lumen; nuclear envelope. The transcript has 3 exons. Gene Ontology annotation, molecular function: ATP hydrolysis activity; ATP binding.